UUUUUUUUUUAAUAUUAUUAUUACAUUCUAUUUUUAUUUUUUAUUUUUAUUUUUUUAUUGAACAGUAAAACUCAUUUUAUAAAUUAUGUUGGUACUUCCUGGCACUUCUGCUCUUUCACCUUCCAAGAGCACUAGUGUUUUGAAAGCUAUUCAAAAGACGAUCCCUUUAGCUAUUUCUAUUUCCGCUAUAUAUGUUCAUUUUGUACAAGCUCGUCCAGGACAACAGGAUAGUUUAGAUGUUUCAUCUGAACGAGGACAGAUUUUACGUAACUUAUUGACAUAUGGUUAUUAUCCUUUAGAUAAUAAAGAAAGAGAUGCAAUUAUUUCCUUCUUGGAUACAAAUAUGGCGACACAUAGUUCAGUUGUGCUUGUUUUGCCUCGUGCUGGUACUAUCUCCCCUUGGUCAUCAAAGGCAACUAAUAUAGCUCAUCUCUGUAACCUUUAUGAUCAUGUUGAACGUAUUGAACGAGGAAUUGCUUAUCGUAUCACUAAACAAGACGGUACACUUCUUUCUUCUGAAGAAUUAUCUUCUAUCAUGGAUUUGAUUCAUGAUCGUAUGACACAAACCAUCUCCUUAUCUAUACCUGAAUCCGAAAGCAUCUUCCAUCAUGGUACUCCCGCUCCAUUAACUGUUGUCGAUUUGAUGUCUCAAACGAAUGAUGCUCGACAAACACUUGUUCAUGCCAAUAAGGAAUUGGGCUUGGCCUUAGCUGAAGAUGAAAUUGAUUAUUUGAUUGAUGCCUUUGUAGGUAAGGACGGUAAAUCGGGACUUCAACGUAAUCCUACAGACGUCGAGCUCUUUAUGUUUGCUCAAGUCAACUCAGAACAUUGUCGUCAUAAGAUCUUUGGUGCUGAUUGGACCAUUGAUGGUGAAUUGAAACCACAUUCACUUUUCGCCAUGAUUAAAAAUACACACAAGGUUCAUCCAGAUGCUACUUUGUCUGCUUAUUCUGAUAAUGCGGCAGUUCUCAAGGGCUUUAGAGCUACUCGUUUUGCACCUAAUGGUUCUCAUGUAUAUGAGCCAUUACAAGAAGAUGUUCAUUAUCUUGCAAAGGUUGAAACUCAUAAUCAUCCUACUGCUGUAUCACCAUUUCCUGGUGCAUCUACUGGUUCAGGUGGUGAAAUUCGUGAUGAAGGUGCAGUAGGUCAAGGAUCAAAACCUAAAGCUGGUCUCGUUGGCUUUACUGUUUCCAAUUUAUUAAUCCCUGAUAACAUUCAACCUUGGGAAACAGAUUUUGGUAAACCUAGUCACGUUGCUUCUGCUUAUGAUAUCAUGAUGGAAGCUCCUCUUGGUGGUGCUGCGUUUAAUAAUGAAUUUGGUCGUCCUGCAUUAACAGGUUAUUUCCGUACAUUUGCUGAAACCGUACCCGUUACAGAGACUACCUCUGAAGUACGUGGCUAUCAUAAACCUAUCAUGAUUGCAGGUGGUGUUGGUACUAUUCGUCCUACACAUGUUCAUAAGAGGCCUAUUGCUCCUGGAUCUCAUCUCGUCGUCUUAGGUGGUCCCGGUAUGUUGAUCGGUUUAGGAGGUGGAGCAGCCUCCUCUAUGGCAUCCGGUCAAUCAAGUGCUGAUUUAGACUUUGCUUCUGUACAACGUGAGAAUCCUGAAAUGCAACGCCGAGCACAAGAGGUCAUUGAUGCCUGUAAUGCUCUAGGUGAAGAUACCCCUAUUGAAUCUAUUCAUGAUGUAGGUGCCGGUGGCCUCUCAAAUGCUUUACCUGAAAUUGUUCAUGACAGUGAUUUAGGUGCUGAAAUUGAUUUGCGUAAGAUUCCCUGUGAUGAUGCCUCGAUGUCCCCCAUGGCUAUCUGGUGUAAUGAAUCGCAAGAACGUUAUGUAUUGGCCAUUGCUCCCAACAAGUUGAGCCAAUUUGAAGCAUUCUGCGCUCGUGAACGAUGUCCCUAUGCCGUUGUAGGCACAGCCACUGUUGAGAAACGCCUUAUUGUACGAGAUAGUCUGUUGAAUAACGUACCUAUUGAUUUACCUAUGCCAGUUCUUUUUGGUAAACCCCCAAAGAUGUCUCGUAAGACAACCUCUGAACGUCCCUUCCGUAGACCCUUCGAUACAACUCUCAGGACUUACCUCCCUGGUCAACAUAAUGUCCUUGCUGAAGCUGCUUCACGUAUCCUUCAUUUACCUUCUGUUGCCUCCAAGUCCUUUUUGGUGACAAUCGGGGAUCGUUCAAUUACAGCCAUGGUAGCCCGAGACCAGUUUGUAGGCCCCUGGCAGGUCCCUGUUGCAGACGUGGCUGUAACUACGACAUCAUUAGGCUUUGAUAUUGUAACAGGUGAGGCCAUGGCAAUGGGUGAACGCACACCUAUCGCUCUCGUUUCUCACGCUGCUUCAGCACGUAUGGCUGUUGGUGAAGCUCUCACUAAUCUUGCAGCUGCUUAUGUGAGUGAUAUCAAGGAUGUGAUUAUGUCUGCUAAUUGGAUGUCAGCCGCUGAUCAUACAGGUGAAGGUGCUGGUCUUUAUGAAGCCGUGCAAGCUAUUGGUCUUGACCUUUGUCCCAAAUUAGGAAUUGCUAUCCCUGUUGGUAAAGAUUCAAUGUCGAUGAAGAUGAAAUGGCAAGAGGCAGGUGAAUUCAAGGAGGUCACAGCCCCACUUUCCUUGAUUAUCACUGCUUAUGGUCCUGUUGUUAAUACCCAUCAUACCUGGACCCCUCAGUUGUUGAAUAAGCCUAAAACUGAACUUAUCUUUAUUGAUUUGGCUCAUGGCAAACAACGUAUGGGUGGUUCCGCUCUUGCUCAAGUCUUUAAGGAAAUUGGUAACGAAGCACCUGAUGUAGAAGAUGCUGAUCUACUAAAGAACUUCUUCAAUGGUAUGCAAAAGUUAAAGGAAACAACAAGUAAUGAUGUUGAACCUCUUGUGUUGGCCUAUCAUGAUCGAUCAGACGGUGGGUUGUUUACUACUGUGGUUGAAAUGUGUUUUGCUGGUCACGUAGGUGUAGAUAUUGAAUUGGACAACAUUGUGAAUGAUGAUGAUGAUGAUAGAGAUGUUGUUCGUGCACUUUUUAAUGAAGAAUUAGGUGCGGUUGUUCAAAUCAAAUCAAAUCGCUAUGAAGAAUUUGUAAAUGUGAUGAAGGAAGCAGGUGUCCCUGUAAAGGCUUUGCACAAGAUAGGUACUGUUACAGAACAUACCGAUAAAGAUAAUAUCAAUAUUCUACUUGGUGAAGAAACAAUUUACAGUGCCUCUCGCAUUGAUCUCUACCGAGCCUGGUCCAAGACUUCUUAUUUGAUGCAAGCUGCUCGUGAUAAUGCUUCCUGUGCUCAACAAGAAUAUGAUGCUGUUCUUGAUCCUCAUGAUCCUGGUCUCCAAUAUCAAUUAACAUUUGAUCCUGCUGAAGAAUUAGCUCUCACCUCUUGCAACAACACUAGAGGUCGCCCUCGUGUAGCUAUCUUACGUGAUCAAGGUGUAAACGGGCAGAUUGAAAUGGCCUUUGCCUUCCAUUUAGCUGGAUUUGAAGCAGUAGAUGUCCACAUGACUGACAUUAUCUCUGGUAAAGUGAGUUUGAAGGGCUUUGUGGGUAUUGCAGCUUGUGGUGGUUUCUCGUAUGGUGAUGUCCUUGGCGCAGGAUCUGGUUGGGCUCGUACCAUUUUAUUGAAUGAACAUGCACGUGCUGAAUUUGCUGAAUUCUUUAGUCGAGAGAAUACCUUUUCAUUAGGCGUCUGUAAUGGAUGUCAAUUCUUGAGUCAAUUGGCUGAACUUAUUCCUGGAGCAGGAAACUGGCCUCGUUUCGCUCGUAACGAAUCUGAACAAUUUGAGGGUCGUACAUCGCUCUUGAAGAUUCAAAAGGAAACCAACUGUUUAUUCUUUAAAGGGAUGGAGGGUUCUAUUUUACCUAUCGCUGUUGCACAUGGUGAAGGUAAAGCUACUUUCAAGUCUGACGCUCAAUUCAAACAAUUUGAGUCACAAGGUCUUAUUGCUGCAUCUUAUGUGGACCACUAUGGUAAUGUUACUCAAAAAUAUCCUUUCAAUCCAAAUGGAUCUCCACAAGGUAUUGCUGGUGCCACCUCCCCUGAUGGUCGUGUCUUGAUCAUGAUGCCUCACCCUGAACGUGUUGUAUUAAAAGAAAGUAAUUCAUGGUAUCCAUCAAAUCAGAACUGGGGUCAAGCAGGUCCUUGGUUAAGAAUGUUCUGUAAUGCACGCCAAUGGGUUGGUGAUAACUAUUAAAUAGUAUGUACAUUUUCGCUUUUAUAUAUAUCGAUAGAUAGAUAGAUAGAUAGAUAAACAGAUGGCAUUUUAUUCAUUUUAUAUAUUUAUAAAUAUUUAUAUAUCUAUUCUUAUUAUUCAUCCUUCUAUUAAUAAAUUAUGUAAUAUAAAUAUCUUA
Molecule: messenger RNA, 4328 nt
Organism: Cokeromyces recurvatus
Lineage: Eukaryota; Fungi; Mucoromycota; Mucoromycetes; Mucorales; Mucoraceae
Product: phosphoribosylformylglycinamidine synthase
Exons: 2
Coding region: 86-4171 (1361 amino acids)
Biological process (GO): 'de novo' IMP biosynthetic process
Molecular function (GO): phosphoribosylformylglycinamidine synthase activity
Source: RefSeq, a predicted model, not a curated record